Molecule: messenger RNA, 677 nt
Organism: Camelina sativa (false flax)
Lineage: Eukaryota; Viridiplantae; Streptophyta; Magnoliopsida; Brassicales; Brassicaceae
Product: large ribosomal subunit protein eL34x
Biological process (GO): translation
Cellular component (GO): ribosome
Molecular function (GO): structural constituent of ribosome
Source: RefSeq, a predicted model, not a curated record
UCAUUCUCCUCCUUUGGCCGUUCCUCUACUGAUUCAUUUUCGUAUCUCCUUACUAGCUCAAAGCUUAGCGAAAAUGGUUCAACGCCUUGUUUACCUGUCGCGUCACUCUUACGCCACCAAGUCCAACCAGCACCGCAUUGUCAAGACUCCUGGUGGGAAAUUGACUUACCAGACAACGAACAAGAGAGCUAGUGGACCUAAGUGCCCUGUAACUGGCAAGAGGAUCCAAGGAAUUCCACAUUUGAGACCUGCUGAGUACAAAAGGUCGAGGUUGUCAAGGAACGAGAGGACAGUGAAUCGUGCAUAUGGUGGCGUUCUAUCUGGAGUAGCUGUUAGGGAGAGGAUCGUCAGGGCCUUCUUGGUGGAAGAGCAGAAGAUUGUGAAGAAGGUUUUGAAGCUUCAAAAGGCAAAGGAGAAAACUGCACCAAAGAAUUAGAAGAAGAAAAUAAAACCUUUUUGGAGUUUACAAUACGUUUUAAGAGAGUGAUGAGGAACUAUGUUGUAGGGAUUGAAAAAGCUAUAUUUGUUCUUCAUGAUACCUGGGGUUCAGUUUUUGUUCUCCACUCAGAUUUUACUCUCUUGAAGUGUCUCUGUUUGUGUUCAUUGGUUACUUUAUUUGGUAUAUUUCGUCCAUCGUCGUACCAUUUUCUAGCUAAUCAAGAAUAAGAGUUUAUGAA